AUGAAGAUCAACUUUUACGAGCAGGGCGCAUGGUUCCCCCUUCGGCCGCAGCGACGCGAAGUCAGCCGCACUUCGACCCCAAAUUUCCUUUCUCUUCUUGCAUCAUUCGCGUAUAAAGCUCUCAGGGAAAUCGCGACCUACAAAUGUCUUACCAUGCCGCCGUGGCUGUCUGACUUGGUCUUGGACACCCAAAUUCGUGUCGAGUUCGACUCUCAGGUGGUCUAUCGCUUCACCUUCGAGUCAGCGAGAGUCUCCGGAAAGUAUGUUAGACGUCAAGAAAGGAGACAAGCUUGGAAAGAAGACAGAUUUCUCGGGGAUGGCUCCUUUGGUGACGUCUAUCUACACCAGUGUUCCUCUAGCGAAAAUGAGACCCAACUUCAGGCUGUCAAGACGAUUGACAAGGCCCGCAUGGCCAAGCAGAAGAUUGACAUUUACAAAGAGAUAGAAGCAAUCGCGAAAUUCUCUCAACAAAAAGUUCGUCCUCUAAUCAUUCCUACGUGGAUCUUGCUGAUCUUGAGUAUAUAG
Penicillium cosmopolitanum is the source of this 525-nucleotide messenger RNA. RefSeq lists its product as uncharacterized. Gene Ontology annotation, molecular function: protein kinase activity. Gene Ontology annotation, biological process: protein phosphorylation. NCBI's taxonomy places the organism in Eukaryota, Fungi, Ascomycota, Eurotiomycetes, Eurotiales, Aspergillaceae. The transcript has a single exon. The record is from RefSeq and is a predicted model, not a curated record. The coding region runs from base 1 to 525 and encodes 174 amino acids.